Molecule: messenger RNA, 2506 nt
Organism: Acanthopagrus latus (yellowfin seabream)
Lineage: Eukaryota; Metazoa; Chordata; Actinopteri; Spariformes; Sparidae
Gene: dnaaf2
Product: dynein axonemal assembly factor 2
Exons: 2
Coding region: 267-2186 (639 amino acids)
Biological process (GO): axonemal dynein complex assembly
Cellular component (GO): cytoplasm
Source: RefSeq, a predicted model, not a curated record
UGGACCACCGACUCUAAUGUUGCCAUGGUUACGUCAACACUACCUUACAGGGACGCGUCGCUGACAAACAGAGGUAAAACACGAACUAGAACACAUAUAAAUUAAGAUAAACCGAGACCAAACUGCAUUUUUUGGCGAGGACAGUUCGUAGCUCUGUUUGAAUUUCUCUAAGGUCGCUUCAGACCCUCUUUAGAGGCCGCUCAGCUCCCUAAAGUUGUGUGGCAGGUUGCGUCCAUUAAUUUCAUCCGCCUCUGGAAAUCGACAUCAUGGAGGCCGGAGAUAAACUCAAAGAACUGAACCUGACGGUGGAUGAAAUCGACAGGUUCAAUCAGGCCUUUAAAGAUGAGAAAUUCCGGGAAAUGCUGCGCGAUUACGCCGAAGAAAUAUCAGACCCUGAGAAUAAGAAAAGGUAUGAGGAGGAGAUAAAACUUUUGGAGGAGGAGAGGGGAAACACGAUUGAAUUUAUCCACCCGGAACCAUUUCGGGCACUCAGGACGAGUGUGAACGCGAAGCAGAAGUGUUUCAUCAACAUAUGUGCCAACGAGAAGGUUGGAAAGCCUAGCAGUGAGUGGGGGGUGUCCAAGGAAGGCCGCAGAGGACAGUGCUGGUCCCUACCUCACAGUCUGCACCCAGGGAGGCAGGACGCAGAUUCAAAGGGGAACAAGAUCAUGAUCUUCGAUGUUAUUUUCCACCCAGACACUCUCCACAUUGCAAGCAAAAACAGGAGAUUUAUGGAUAUGGUGGACAGCACAGCCAUCCAGGGAAUCCAGGACGCCUUUAAAGUGACUUUGGAUAAAAACAAUGUGAGAGAGAUGAAGACAAAAUACAAAGGCACGCCGCAGCCUUGUGUCAUCCGGAGAGCCAUACCUGGACAUAAAGCCAAGGAGCUCUCAGAGAGGCCUGAUCCUCUUGCAUUUCCAUACCCAGAUGACAAAACAGUUACAGCAUCCUCACAAAACCUCAAUUCUAGCAGUGAUGCCGAACCUAAAAGUUUCCAGAUCCAGCCUCGGAAAACUAAAGAGCCAACCAAACCAAACUACACAGUAAAACAUCGAUCCUAUAUCGAUCUGCAGGACUUCAGGUGCUCUAGAGACUCGGCCCAAAGCCCCAGGCCCAAAGAGAUAGUGGUCACCAUUGACGUGCCACUUCUGAAGGCUGUCGCGGAUGCCAACCUUGAGGUAAAAGAAAGACAAUUGCUGCUGGAGUGCAAGGAACCAGCCUACAAACUGGAGCUGUCCUUAGCCUACCCUGUAGAUGAAGAUAAGGGAGAGGCCAAGUUCAACAAACAGAGAGGUCAGCUCACAGUCACACUGCCUGUGAUUCCUUCGAAAGCAGCUUUUGAUACAGCCAUGGGGCCUGCUCAGACUAGUGAUGACGAGAGGCGGGAGGAGGAAAGUGAGAAUGAGGGCCUGAGAAGUAAGGAGCAAAGAGGUGUUGAGGAAGAGGAGGAGGAAACAGAAACUAAAGAGGAGGAUUUGAUGGAGCAGCAAAGAAUAGAGGAAGGUGAAGAGGAGGAAGUCAGAGAUCAGGAGAAAGGGGAGCAGAUAAGGGAGGAAGACGAGGGGGAAACUGGUGUGGAGGAGGCGGCAAAAUGGAAGGAGCAGACACGUAUAGCCCAAGAGAGUGCAGAGGAGGAGAAAGAGAAAAAGCAGGAGUGGGAUACUGUUGACCUGGACGUUUCUGGAGAGGGAAACACAAGUGUGGCGAUCCCUGAAACAGAAAAGCAGCCUGCUUUAAUCACUGCCGAACAUCCAAGAUGCGCGGUACGAGACGGAGAAGUUAAUCUGAACGAGGAGACUGAAAAGAGAAAAGACUCUCUAAAGGUGGAAACAGAUGCCACUUUGAGUGAAGCUGAGUCUCCCAUCCCAGCUGACUCUCAGAGCCAAAUCAAGGUGAAGGACUGCUGCAUGUCCUCCGGUGCUGAGCACUCGGGCAACAUGCCAGACAGGGAGGUCAACCUCUGCUCCGAGGAACUUGCAGCCGAAUCAGAGAAGCAGGAGGAGACGGAAAACAUGGGUGAAGAUGACCUGCCGAUGGAGCAAAUCUUCCGGAGGCAUGAUAACCACAAGUUUCCACCAGUGUUAUUAAGGGAAAUCGAUAAAGACGGAAAUGAAACAAUCAUCAGCGAUCAUUCCACAUCUGCUGGGUUCACCUUCCAAAACUCCCUGAUGUAUGAGCUGGACUGAGGACAGGAGACAUUCUUAUGUUUUGAGAAAUUCUGAACAAAACUUGUAUAGGUUAACUGGCCGCAGUGUGUCCAACAAUGUUAAGCAUUCAUGGUUUCAAAACCUGACAUGUCUCUCCAUCUCUUAAAGUGGAAGCACAACUUUUUAAAUUCAAACUGAAAGCAAGACUCAUAAGGAACCAAUCUAUAUGCAGAUAGUGUCUACAACCAUUACACAUCAAAAUAUGUUAAAGAAAAAGCUGGAUAGUGAAAAUUUUAAUGAACUUUGACUAAAACACAAACAUUUCCAUGUCACAGAAUAAACUACUCAGCACAACAUAA